Molecule: messenger RNA, 2021 nt
Organism: Ectocarpus siliculosus
Lineage: Eukaryota; Phaeophyceae; Ectocarpales; Ectocarpaceae
Source: the annotation of a GenBank genome assembly
AUCACCACCAAUUACCCAACACACAGCAGCGCCGUUGUCAACACAACAUCAACACAUCAACAGCAGCAGCAGCAGCCAUGGCACCGAUCACCGCUACCAUCGUUCCCCUAGUCACCCUCUUCGUGGGCUCCACCACCGCCUUCGUCACUCCAACCGGCCGUGGAGCCUCGUGGUCCCUCGCCAACCCUCAGCACGCCGUCAGGUCGUCCACGUCCGCCGUAGCGACUCGCCACAACGCUCGCCGCCGGUCGUCGGCAACGCCGGCCACGUCUUCUCUCCGCAUGGUGAGCGAGGUCGCAGAGCAGAGAGCGGCCAAGCUCCGAGAAACCGCGGCCGCCUUCCGCGCGGAAGCUGCCGAGCUCGAGCAGAAGCAGGCGCGGGAGAGACGAGAGAACGCGCAACGAUCCUUCAACACCUUUGACUCGAACAAGGACGGAUCCGUGGACGUCGCCGAGCUCAAGGCCGGGCUCGAGGGCCCGCUUCGUCGGAGCUUCACGAAGACGUUGCAGGCGCGCAUGGGGCGGAAGCCGUCGAAAGAAGAGGUGGACGACCGCAUCGCCGGACUCCCUGGAGGAACCCUGUUCCCCGACGAUCUCGCCCUCAAGCUCAUCCAGACCUACGACCAGAACGGGGACGGGCUGCUGCAGCAGUCGGAGUUCGCCCCCACGGAGGAGCUCAGGACGAGGCUCGAGAACCUCUUCAGCCAGCAGCGGGAGGAGGAGCGCGUGGCGCGUAUGGAAGAGCGCCAGCGCCAGAUGGACGACAGGAUUAGGCCGGACGCGGGGGCGGUGGUUGUGUCUCCCGGUGACGUCAACGACGGCCCGGCCACUACCGCCGACAAGGCGCUGUCCGCGCUGCCGUACAUGCUUCCUCUGGCGGACGGCGUGGUGUUCGCCGCCCACCUGUUCGGCGCGUUCCCGGAGCAGACGGCGUGGGCGCAGCCGCUGGCCGCCGUGCUGCUGGCGCUGCGGUCCGUUCCGUUCGCGACGCUGAUCGGGUUCUUCAGUCUGUCCAUCGGGUCCAGCAACCCGCAGAUCAACAAGCUCGUGAGGUUCAACAUGCAGCAGGCCAUCAACCUGGACAUCGCUCUGAUCUUGCCGGGCGUGGUGGGUGCGAUCACGGGGGCGGUGUUGGGGUCCGACGCGUCCAAGCUGGCGCCUUUGGCGAACGUGGGUUCGGACGUGGUGUUCGUGGCUUUGUUGGCGGCUGUGGCGUACUCCGUUGGCACUUCGGCGACGGGAUCGUUCCCGAACAAGCUCCCAUUGUUGGGGCGGUUGAACCGCGAGAACCCCGACAACCAGGAGGGGGGCGAGGAGUAGAGGAAAUGAAGUAAUGAUUUGGUGGAAUUUGCCGGCAGGGUGCACGUUCUAGCUCCCUUGCCGUUUGUGUACGUGUGUGUGUUGUUGUACAUACAGUUGUGUUUGGUGAUGCUCGUGGGUGGAGAUACUGUAGCACGCGUGUAUGUGUUGUCAUUUGCCCUUGUUCUGUUGUGGCAUGUAACGUUGUAUCUCGUGCUGUUCCCUGCCUUUUUGUGCAUUUGUUCACGGGAGAGAGUAUCUAGGUUAUUUUUCAAUGGUUUUGGCUGUCAUAUUCGUGUCGCGUGGCAUGCACGGACGGCGCAGACUGUGCAGAAGAUAGGGGUAUUUUUUGAAUAGAUCGUGCCGUGAGGCCGGUGCACAUCUUGCUCUCCAACUCUUCAUUGGGUAGGUGUUGCGCAAUGUCUCCAGACCAUGCCCCUCUUCUUGGCAUUCGCUUGAAACGUAGGUGUAAGGUGGCUGGUUCCUCGACGACCGAGUUGCCGUUGAUUAUAUGUUGUCAUAAGCGUCAUCCGAGUUUCCUCGAAUACUGUUCGACGAUGGGGACUCGCAGUUGGAUUGUUGUAGGUUCGGGCCGUGUCAGGGUGAAGUCAAAUGUUGCGCCUUGCGUGAUGCUUGUUUAGACAUCGGUCAGUCAGGAUUUGUAAAUUUUGGGCUUGAACGCUGUCCAUGGCGGUAUGCAAUGGUGUGCGUUGCCUAUCAAGC